Messenger RNA from Penicillium mononematosum, 678 nucleotides. Its product is annotated as histidine phosphatase family protein. Gene Ontology annotation, cellular component: fungal-type cell wall. Bases 1 to 678 code for a protein of 225 amino acids. The record is from RefSeq and is a predicted model, not a curated record. Gene Ontology annotation, molecular function: acid phosphatase activity. The transcript has a single exon. NCBI's taxonomy places the organism in Eukaryota, Fungi, Ascomycota, Eurotiomycetes, Eurotiales, Aspergillaceae.
AUGUGUGCAUACGAGAGUCAGAUUGAAGGCCGUCUUAGCCCAUGGUGUGAUGUUUUUACAGAGGAGGAGCUGCGUAACUACGCCUACUCGCAGGACCUGAGCUAUUUUUACGGCGUGGGGCCCGGUUCAAUUGGCCCUGCUAAGGUACUUUUCCUUCCAUUCCUGAAAAGUCUCCUCUCUCUUCUAGAGACAGGUCCUGGGCAGGUCGGCGUUGGACCCAACGGCACGAGCUUCGAAAUUCCGAGCCUUAUCAUGGCUUUUCUGAACGACAAGCAAAUUGUGGAGAUGACCGCUGCCAUGGGAAUUUUCGAUUUCGAGGGACUUCUUCCCGAUGAUCACAUACCGGUCGACCAUUUGUAUAACGUGGCGCACUUCAUCACUAUGCGAGGCACUGUUGCUUUCGAAGUGAUGGAUUGCAAUUUCGAUAACGCCACGAAUGGGCCUUACAUCCGUGUACUGUUCAAUGACGCUGUUUAUCCUAUAGUCAGCUGUCAAAAUGGCCCUGGGAGGAGCUGCCCUUUGUCGGAUUACCUUGCUUUGAUUGACAAGAGAAUUGAUGAGGCGGGUGACUUUUUCGAUUACUGCAACGUCACAGAGACAGCCCGUCCCGAAGCCGCUACUGGAGCUACUUUCUUCCAGGAUCUUUCCUUGGACUUCUUAACUUUUGUCAAGCCCUGA